Protobothrops mucrosquamatus (brown spotted pit viper) is the source of this 2980-nucleotide messenger RNA. RefSeq names its product connector enhancer of kinase suppressor of Ras 1 (gene CNKSR1). Gene Ontology annotation, molecular function: protein binding. The coding region runs from base 34 to 2409 and encodes 791 amino acids. The transcript is spliced from 21 exons. The record is from RefSeq and is a predicted model, not a curated record. Lineage: Eukaryota; Metazoa; Chordata; Lepidosauria; Squamata; Viperidae.
CCCGCAGGGAGGGCCCGAGCCCGGGGCCCGAGUAUGGAGCCGGUCUCUCUCUGGACUUCCCAGACGGUGCUGGCUUGGAUCCGAGGUCUGGAUCCAGCGUUACAAGGUUAUCCAGUUGAGACGUGGGGGCUGACCGGGAAGGGGCUGCUCCGCUUGUCCUAUUGGGAUUUGGAGAAUCUGGGCGUGAGCUGCAUCGGCCACCAGGAGCUCCUUCUGGAAGCUGUGGAGCAGCUUUGUGUCUUGAACUAUGAGCUGACCACCUCCAACCUGAGGACGCUCACGGAGAAGCUGCAAGGGAUCAUUCGGACGACCGAGGUCUGCAUUCUGAGUCGCAGGAAAGUGAGCACUUAUCACGGAGCUGCUAUCGGAAAGUCCAGCUUAGAUCUACUGGCAUCUGUGGUGGAGUUGAUCGGGGCUGCUAAAGGCCUCUUUUUGUGGCUCAACAGGUAUCUCUUCUCCCACCUGCAUGAUUAUUCAGCCAGCCGAGACAUCAUCUGGCUUUGUGGUGAUCUGGCAGAGAUUGUGCAGAAGGAGUGCACUGUGUCUGAGAGAGAGGACCGAAUUUUGCUGAUCGGAAGACACAUCUCUGGAAUCUGUGAACAUAUCUUGCACUGCAGCCCAGCUAACCUCCUGGAUCAAACAGCCAUCUUGGAAACGGUGGAACUUGAACCUGCAGGCCCAGAAGAUAAUUUGGGCCUAGAGAUUAAGUCCUUGCCCUCCUGUCUCCAUUUGAUAUCAGGGACUGCCCGAGAGAUUCCUGUUGAUCAGUACAGCAAGGUCUUUCCAGGCGAUGAAAUAGUCCAAGUUAAUGACCAGGUGGUGAUAGGGUGGACCCGGAUGAAUCUCGUGAAGAAGCUUCUGGAAUCCAGUCGAGUGACACUGGUGCUGAAGAAAAUCCCACUGGUUUCUUCAGAGUCUCCCCGUUCUCCAGAAUCUCCUUCUCACCAGCAACAGCCAAAUGCUUUCUUAGAAGUCCUGAGCUCAAGAAGUGAUGACUCUUCAGCCAGCUCUGCGUCACCAACAUCCAGCAUGACUGCCGAGUUCGAGGGAACCCAGAAUUCUGUGCUUGAUCUCCCCACCGUUCAAGAGGAGCACAAGAUAACUGAUUGCAUCAGGCAUCCUGUGGAUAAUAUCUGUGGAUUGGAAGAGGUCCUUUCUGGAGCAGAGGCAAUACCUGACCCUGCUCUGGAAAGGCAGGACUUUGGAGCAGAUGCCAUGGGGCCUAAAUCUCCAGAUGCUACUGUCCCUUCCACUCCUAGGAAACAGGACUAUCAACUAGGAGACUCAUCAAGACAUGAGAAUGGAUUUGUCAGAGGACAGCAGAGACUGGCAUCAGCAGAUUCCAAAGAGGGUAGCGCUGAAAUUCGACGGAAGCAAAAAGGAGCCACUACCCGACUAAGUCGACGACGCAUCUCCUGCCAGGAACUGGGACAGGUGGACUGUGACGGUUGGCUCUUAAAAAAGAAGGACCACGUGGGCUUCAUGGCCCAGAAAUGGAAACGGUUUUGGUUUGUGCUAAAGGGACACAACCUUUACUGGUACAGCAACCCCAACGAUGAGAAGGCUGUGGGAUUAAUCAACGUGUCUGCCUACAGAUUGGAAAGCACAAAGGAACAGAAAAAGAAAUAUGUUUUCCAACUCACCCACGAGAAGUACAAGCCCUUCAUCUUUGCAGCAGAAACCCUGGCUGAUCUGAGCAUGUGGGUCAGCCGUUUGAUCACGUCUAUGACCAAAUAUACAGCGUCCCAUAAAUCUGGGCCACCUAACCAAGAAGAUUGCUACAGUGAAACAGAAGCAGAGGAUCCGGAGGACGACUCUCCUAGGCAUAGCUUUGAUCAGACAAAGCAGAAGGAAUUGGAGAAAGCUCAAUUGCCAUCAGGGGCUACAGGGCGUAGCCAAAACCUUCCAGGCAGCCCACUUUUCCAGGCCAGCGUAGAUGAGAAAACAGCAUCUCCCUCUUCUCCAGGUGAGCUCACCUUUGGUACCGUCCCAAGCUUCACUGGAAAGAACGUGGCAGAUCCAGCAGAAGAAGAACUUGAGUCAAUGAUCAAGUGUCUGAAACAAGGAGGAGUAUCACUUAUUGGGAAACAGCAGGUGUUCACCCGUGAAUAUUACCGGAAAUCCUUUGUCAAGCGUAACAAGAACCCAGAGAUCAAUGAGAAAGUACAUCUGGUUCGGACGCUUCAAAGCACACUCAAGGCCAAAACUGCUGAGCUCCAAUUACUUGACAUUCUACUCGAGGACACCGAACUGAACUCUGAGAAAUUCAGGAGCUGGAAAGAACAACAUCAGGAGUUAUACCAGGAAAUACAGAUGUGGUGGGCUAAAAAAUUGAACCAAGACAAUGGCGCAAUAGAUUCAAGUUUUGACCUCAGUUUGGAGGCAGCUUCAGAUCCAUUGCAUCUGUGAGAACUCUGCCCUCUGAGCUAAAAUAUACUUUCCCCAGCUCCACAUACACAGCAUCAGACAGAGGUGCGGUUUUGUCAUUUCAGAAUUUUGGAUAGGAAUGUUUUACGACAAGCGUCCUCCUCAGAAGGCAUUGAGAUUACAGUUGGGUUGGUCCAUAAGUUUUAUCCAGACAGCAACAAUGGCUCCAAAUGAUUCUCUCAUUUUAGAGAGAUGGAUUACAAAAAUGGUGGCAACUGAGAAAGAUUGUGGGCUUUUUAUGUAGCAACGGAGAGUUCCUGACUGCAAAAUAGAAGACCGAUGAGGAAGAAAGUGGCUUUUGGUGACUAAGCAUCUGGGAAAGAGCUGGCAUUGACUAGCACAGACUUUGUGCCCUUCAGAUUUCUUCAAAACAGCCAUUUCCUCCAACAUCUUUUAAGAUGAAACGUUCCUUUGAGUAUAUUUAGCACCUGAGAGACAUCUGACCAAACCACAGUUUGUGGUUUUCAAUGAUGAUAGUUUAUAUUGAAAAACCAGCUUGCAUUAGAAGCUGGAUGCUGUAAACAUGUAAGAAAUGAGUUAUAUAAAUAAAUUU